AUGACACAACCUCAACACAACACCAUUACCCAAAACCUCACACACUCGCAGAAACGUCAGGUGUACGGCGAGGACGGGCGCUUCGUCAUCUCGGACAGCAUCACUUCACCACCAGCUACCCGUUCUCCACGGCGGUCCGCCUGUCCACGGGCUGCUCGGGGGUCCAAGUGUCUGACAAAACACAUCCUGACGGCGGCUCACUGUGUCCACGAUGGGAAGGACUACCUGCAGGGGUCCCAGGCUUAAAGUGGGAGUCCUACAGUUCAAAUCUAAACGAGGUAGGGGGGGUGGGAGGAGGAGAGGGGGAGGAGAGGGGGGAGGAGAGGAGGAGAUGUGGAAAGCAAGGAAAGGGAAGGAGAGGAAUGUAGGAGAAGAGAGAAAGGGAAUGGAAUAG
Coregonus sp. 'balchen' is the source of this 394-nucleotide messenger RNA. NCBI's taxonomy places the organism in Eukaryota, Metazoa, Chordata, Actinopteri, Salmoniformes, Salmonidae. The record is from the annotation of a GenBank genome assembly.